AAACCCCAGAAGAAGAAGAAGAAGAAGAAGAAGAAGUCGUCGUGUAGCAUUAUCUACCUGAUAUCUGAUGUAUCUGUUUUCUGUUUUUAAACGGAUUGACAGUUGUCAGACUGUAUUAGUUGACCAAGCUGUUUUCUGUAUAUGGUGAAGUGAAUAGUGCUGCCAUCGUACCGUGUUCAGACAAACCAACUAACCACAGGACGUGUUUCAACUGAUCCAAAAUGUACACUCUGCUGUCUGGAUUAUACAAGUACAUGUUUCAGAAGGACGAAUACUGCGUGUUGAUCCUGGGUCUGGAUAACGCAGGAAAGACGACCUUUCUGGAACAGACAAAGACGAAGUUUAGUAAAAACUACAAGGGAAUGAAUCUUUCCAAAGUCACAACAACGGUUGGUUUAAACAUCGGCACAAUUGAUGUUGGCAAGGCUCGCCUAAUGUUCUGGGAUCUGGGAGGCCAGGAGGAACUACAGUCUCUGUGGGACAAAGUACGUUACAAAAGAAGCACCGACUGUAGGAACUGUUCGUUAAUAUAACAAUGACACAAUCAGAGCCUGCUCUCAAAGG
Messenger RNA from Fundulus heteroclitus (mummichog), 564 nucleotides. RefSeq names its product ADP-ribosylation factor-related protein 1-like. Bases 222 to 533 code for a protein of 103 amino acids. Gene Ontology annotation, biological process: protein localization to organelle; intracellular protein transport; Golgi to plasma membrane protein transport. Gene Ontology annotation, molecular function: GTP binding; GTPase activity. Gene Ontology annotation, cellular component: Golgi apparatus. The record is from RefSeq and is a predicted model, not a curated record. NCBI's taxonomy places the organism in Eukaryota, Metazoa, Chordata, Actinopteri, Cyprinodontiformes, Fundulidae. The transcript has 3 exons.